AUGACUACUGAUCCGCAGAAGCAGCGAGAUUACGGGUUUGCGGAAUGUGUUCCAUCCAAGCGGCUCUGUACCGAACUCCUCACGGAUGACUGUCCCGUCCGCGACGGAGUUAGGACUGCAGGGGGCGACAGCAUCGAAGUGUCUGUGAUCUUGCCUGUGUACAACGCCUCUCUGUGGUUGGAGGAGUGCUUGCAGGCUGUGGUGGAGCAGGAUUUCCACGGGACCAUGGAACUGUCUGUCUUUGACGACGCCAGCACGGAUAACUCCAGAGCAUUGGUAGAGAGCUGGCAGGAGAAACUGGAGAAGCGCGGUGUUGCCGUGGUGAUCUCAGGCCAUGAAUCUGCUAAGCCUAAAGGAGUGGGUUAUGCCAAGAACCAGGCUGUGGCUCAGAGCUCAGGACGCUUUCUCUGCUUUCAGGACGCGGAUGACAUCAUGCUCCCCCAGAGGGUUCGGCUUCAGUACGAGAGAGCAAUUCUUCACCCUAAUGCAAUAGUCGGUUGUCAGGUCCGCCGCAUUCCAGAGGGUUCCACAGAACGCUAUACCAGAUGGAUCAACUCUCUUAGUCCAGAACAACUGCUUACCCAGGUCUACACUUCUCAUGGUCCCACGGUUGUCAUGCCAACGUGGUUCUGUUCCCGUGACUGGUACCAAAAAGUUGGCCCGUUUGACGAGGGCGGUAAAGGGGUUCCAGAAGACCUCCUGUUCUUCUAUGAAAGCCUGUGUAGAGGAGGAGGAGUGAUCAGACUUAACCAGUGUCUGCUGCUGUAUCGCUAUCACCCACACGCUGCUACUCACUCUGUACUGGAGGACACAAUCUGGAAUCUUAGGGUGGACUUCCUGCAGCAGAAAGUCAUCAACCAAUGGAAUUCCUUCACCAUAUGGAAUGCUGGGAAACAGGGACGGAAGCUGUAUCGCAGUUUGAGUCCGGCCAAUCAGAAAAAGGUGAAGGCAUUCUGUGACGUUGAUGAGAAUAAGAUAAAGAAAGGAUUUUACACGUAUGAGGAGUCCAAGGAAAGGCCUAAACCCAAAAUUCCAGUUUUGCAUUUUAAAGAAUCAAGUCCUCCUUAUAUAGUGUGUGUCAAAUUGGAUAUGACAGGUGGGGCUUUAGAGGAAAACCUACUUUCGCUCCAGUUGAAAGAAGGAGUUGACUACUAUCAUUUCAACUGA
Molecule: messenger RNA, 1167 nt
Organism: Chanos chanos (milkfish)
Lineage: Eukaryota; Metazoa; Chordata; Actinopteri; Gonorynchiformes; Chanidae
Gene: qtgal
Product: queuosine-tRNA galactosyltransferase
Exons: 12
Coding region: 1-1167 (388 amino acids)
Source: RefSeq, a predicted model, not a curated record